Messenger RNA from Enhydra lutris kenyoni (northern sea otter), 978 nucleotides. Its product is annotated as ribonuclease K3-like. The record is from RefSeq and is a predicted model, not a curated record. NCBI's taxonomy places the organism in Eukaryota, Metazoa, Chordata, Mammalia, Carnivora, Mustelidae. Gene Ontology annotation, molecular function: RNA nuclease activity; nucleic acid binding. The coding region runs from base 82 to 537 and encodes 151 amino acids. Gene Ontology annotation, biological process: defense response to Gram-negative bacterium; antimicrobial humoral immune response mediated by antimicrobial peptide; antibacterial humoral response. The transcript has 2 exons.
ACAGCAGACAAAAGCCUCUGAGCCUGGGACUAACCACGGCCGCUGUCCUCAACAGGAGCCCCAGCAAGGAGACCAGAAGAGAUGAUGCUGGAUCUUCCGGGACCUUUUCCUCUUCUCCUGUUGCUGCUGGGAUCAUGGGGGCCAGGGCAUCCACUUGGUGCUUGGGCUCAACCCCCAACCAGGGCUCAAUGGUUUGCAAUUCAGCAUAUAAGUACGGGUCCUGUCCAAUGCAACAUGGCAAUGCGUCGUGUCAAUAAUUAUAAUCAGCGCUGCAAGCCUCAAAACACCUUUCUGCAUGACACCUUCCAGAACGUGGCUGCUACCUGUCUUUUGCCCAAUAGGACCUGCAGGAAUGGCCAGAAUAACUGCCACCAGAGUGCAAAUAUUAUUGGCAUGACUUACUGCAGUCACACUGGAGGGACAUAUCCCAACUGCCGCUACAGUACUACUCCCCAGAACCAGUUCUACACUGUUGCCUGUAACCCCCCUCAGCCGGGUGACCCUCCCUAUCAUCUAGUUCCUGUGCACUUAGAUUAAGACUGAGAUUUCCAGGGGCACUUGGGCAGCUCAGUCCUUAAGCGUCUGCCUCCGGCUCAGGUCAUGGUCCCAUAAAUAAAUAAACAUCUUAAGAAAAAAAUGCCAGGGUUUCCAAGGUUCCCAUUACUUCCUCUUUCACUUGAUACUUGUUCUUUUAUGGUCUCUUCUGCUUUUCUUUUCCUUUGUUGAUUUCCAUUGUUGCCAUAGAAGAAAGAAGAAGGGGACUGGGAGAAUUAGAGGGCCAAGAUGCAAGACCAGAAUUGGGACAAAAAUAAACAGGAUUCUUUUCUGCUUUGGAGCUCUGUGUGUUUUGAAGGAAGGGAAUAGGAAAGAGGGCAAAGAAAGACCCAGGCCUCCCAAUUUUUAAUCUUGGAACUUCUGCCAAGCUUUGUUGCAUUGUGUUCUCAGCAAUAAAAUCACUUUCUGUUGCAUUGUAAUGAC